AUGUCUACCACUCGCUACAAGGACCCAGUCCCCGAGGGUGUCCGCGUCUUCACCACCCUUGACGAAGCCGCUAAAAUCCAAGAGGCGAACCCGUCUGCGAUUUUCUAUCCCGAGAAUAACGGCCACUACGCGAAAGAUCCUGAUGGUACGGUUGUCGCCGUGGCAUCGGACGAAAUGUGUGAGGAGAUCGACCGCAGAAACGCCGAGCUGGAAGCAAAGAUUGCCGCGGGCGAGAAGCUGACGGAUGAGAAGAAGAUAGAAACCAAACGGCCGCCCGUUAAGUUCUUCUUGAACGUCUUGUCUUCUCUCUUGAAAAUGUGUUCCGCUGUCGUCCUUCGCAAGCUGUUUCUUAUCAGCAUAGUCGCUACGACCUAUGCAGCCACCACUCGCUAUAACUCCCCUCUACCUAAGGGCGCUACGGUCCUCGACACGGAAAACGAUCUCCAAGAAUUUACUGCCUCCCACCCAGACGUCGAUCUCGAGACUGCGAACGGAGGCUACACCAUCCAAGAGCCUAAUGGUCCGAUAUUGGCUUACGUCGGGGACAAUCUUAGCAAAGAGCUGGACGAACGAAUGAAGUCCUUGGAGCUUUACGAAAAUCUCUCGGCAGAGAAAGGCGUGUCGGAAAAUGAUGUAGCCAAGGUCUUUGAAACAGCCCGCGGAUGCUCCCAUCCGCACUGCGUUUACCCUGGUAUUCCAGGCAAGUGCCCGCAUUACACGGGUUGCUAUAUCUGCUCCCAUGGCCAUCGUUGUAUCUAG
Messenger RNA from Aspergillus alliaceus, 759 nucleotides. RefSeq lists its product as uncharacterized. Bases 1 to 759 code for a protein of 252 amino acids. The transcript has 2 exons. The record is from RefSeq and is a predicted model, not a curated record. NCBI's taxonomy places the organism in Eukaryota, Fungi, Ascomycota, Eurotiomycetes, Eurotiales, Aspergillaceae.